GAUGAAAAUAGUGAAGCUCAUCAAUCACGUAAACGCUCUGAAAAUAACAAGAAAGGCUGCUGGAGGUAUUUUGAGCCAUUUAAAGUUCCGAAGAGUGGAACGAAGACCAGAUGUACGAUUGCUGGAUGUAAUACGGAAUAUACAUGGCGUGGUUCUACUUUUAAUCAUGUUCGUCACCUUAAGAAUAAACAUAAUAUAACAAAAUCUCCAACGUCUAUUCAAUCAAAUGAAUCGUCUUUACCAUAA
Molecule: messenger RNA, 246 nt
Organism: Racocetra persica
Lineage: Eukaryota; Fungi; Glomeromycota; Glomeromycetes; Diversisporales; Gigasporaceae
Source: the annotation of a GenBank genome assembly